CGCGAUUCAACGGCCCAGACUGCCAGCUUCGGCUAGCAAACCCGUUCCGCACGAGUCGGCGGGUUAACAAGCCCACAAACAAGGCAUGUCUCACGAGGGUCGACAAUUCCCUGCCACCCCGGGAACCGACAAAGGACAAUUUUAGGAACCCCAGAUGAGAGGGAGGGAUCUACUGCCGAGGCCUUUUCUUUUUCUCUCUUUUUUUUUGUCAAUGGCAAGGUGAAAAAAUUAUGGUCAGGUGUGGAGCGGAGAAAAUGUCGGGUGGAGAUGGUUCUGUCUGAGGUUCUGGCUUGUUAUAGAAGAGAUGGUUCUUCCCUUGUUUAAUCGCUGUCUCUGAUCACUUCCUUUUACGACUCUUCUUACACGCCUGCUUUACUAUACCAUCUGGCUGCUUGCCUGCCUGCCUGCCUACCUUAGAAGCGGAAGACAACAGCGUCAAGAUGGACAAGAAGGAAGAUAUGACCAUCCACGACGACUUGGGCGAGAAGCCCGAGGUCGUCGGCAAGACUAAAGAGAUGAACACCACCUCGGCCGCUCUGGCUGCUGCCAUUGCUGCUGAACCUCCACAGCUGCUCUCUCCUGGUAUGCUGAAACUGUAUGCCAUCAUGUCGGUCGGCUACUUGGUCUCAACCAUGAACGGUUUCGACGGUAGUUUGAUGGGUGCCAUCAACGACAUGACGACCUAUCAACAAACCUUUGGCCUCAGCUCCGCUGGCUCCUCAGCCGGCAUUGUCUUUAUCGUAUACAACCUUGGUCAAAUCGCUGCUUUCCCCUUCUGCCCUUUCCUCGCUGACGGCUACGGACGCCGCUGGUGUAUCUUUAUCGGUUGUGUCAUCGUCCUCGCUGGUACUGCUAUCCAGGGUGCCUCGCACACUCAACCCAUGUUCAUCGGUGGUCGCUUCGUCCUCGGUCUUGGUGCCUCCAUCGCGUCAGCCGCAGCCCCUGCCUACACCGUCGAGCUUGCUCACCCGGCGUACAGAGGUUUCAUGGCCGGCAUGUACAACAACUUUUGGUGGAUCGGCAACAUCCUGGCCGGAUGGACCACGUACGGCACCAACCUGAACUUUGACAACGCUUGGGCCUGGCGUAUCCCCACCAUCCUUCAGUGCGCCCUGCCGUCCAUCGUAAUGGUCAUGAUCCUCUUCUUCCCCGAGUCGCCCCGUUGGUUGAUCGCCCAGGACCGCACCGAGGAGGCCCUUGCCAUUUUUGCCAAGUACCACGGCAACGGUAACCCCGACAGCCCGGUUGUGCAGCUUCAAUACCGCGAGAUUGUCGAGGAGAGGGAGGCUAUGAGGGACGACAACUCCUGGUGGGACUUCCGCGAGCUGGUCAACACCCGCUCUGCUCGUUACCGUCUUUCCAUGGUUGUCAUGAUGGCCUUCUUUGGACAGUGGUCUGGUAACAAUGUCGUUUCCUACUUCAUGCCCGCCAUGGUCAAGGAGGCCGGCAUCACUGACGGCAACACUCGUCUGCUCCUCAACGCCAUCAACCCUCUCUUUGGUCUCCUCGCCUCCAUCUUUGGCGCAUACAUGCUCGACCGCGUCGGCCGUCGCUUCAUGAUGUUGGCUGGUCUCACCGGUGCUCUGUUCUUCUACAUUCUGCUCACCGCCUUCACCGCCGAGGUCAAGAACAACGCGAGCCUGUCCUACGGCGUCAUCGCCUCCAUCUACCUCUUUGGCAUCUUCUUCGCCGCCGGCUUCACACCGCUCCAGACCCUCUACUCCAUGGAGUGCCUCACCAACAGGACGCGCGCCAAGGGUUCCGGAAUCAACUUCCUGUUCCUCAACAUUGCCAUGAUCGUCAACACGUACGGCAUCGCCGUCGGAAUGGAGGCUAUCCAGUGGAAGCUGUACCUCGUCUACAUUGGCUGGAUCACCAUCGAGAUUGCCAUCAUCUACUUCUUCGCCGUCGAGACGGCAGGCAAGACGCUCGAGGAGCUCGGAGGCAUCUUUGAGGCGCCCAACCCGCGCAAGGCGAGCACGCAAAAGACCAGGAUCGAGGUCGACGAGGCCGGUAACAUCCUCAGCAUGUCGAGUGGUGAUGGCAGGGUUCGGGAUUCUGAAAGGGCGAUUUGAAAGAGUGAUGAUUAUGAUGAGGUGUCUGUUUUUUGAGACGGGCCUAUUCGGCGUUAAGGGAGGUGGUUUAAUGGUUUUUUUUCUUUUUUGGGGAGAGUGGUUAGUCGUUUAAUGUUUUUUAUUCCCACUAACAAUGACACGAUUUAUGCACA
Pyricularia grisea is the source of this 2227-nucleotide messenger RNA. RefSeq lists its product as uncharacterized. Lineage: Eukaryota; Fungi; Ascomycota; Sordariomycetes; Magnaporthales; Pyriculariaceae. Gene Ontology annotation, molecular function: carbohydrate:proton symporter activity. The record is from RefSeq and is a predicted model, not a curated record. Gene Ontology annotation, biological process: transmembrane transport; carbohydrate transport. Gene Ontology annotation, cellular component: membrane. The transcript has 4 exons. Bases 441 to 2075 code for a protein of 544 amino acids.